GGGCCCUUCCCCGAGCCGGGGAGGAGGCGUCGCCGGGACGCAGGUGCAGCGGACUCCGACCUGUCUCGGGAACUUUCGCGGCGGCGCAGGCGGCCCGGGAGCCGCCUCCCCGCGGGCCGCGUUCGGGUUCUCCGCCCGGGGCCGCUUCCCCGGGAGCCCGCGCGGCGCUCGGCGCACUCGGGGGCUGCGAGCAGCGCCGCGCUCCUCGGCCGAUGGGGGCGGGUGGCGCCGCCCCGGGCGCAGGUGGCACCCGACAGGCCGGAGCUUCGGCUGCUGCGGGAAGCGCAGGGAGAGGACAAAGCUGACACCCGGGGCCGGGGGCACCAAGGCAGCGAUGGCCCGAGAGUUAAGCCAAGAGGCACUGCUGGACUUUCUGUGCCAGGCCGGGGGAAGAGCGACCAACGCCGCCUUGCUGAGCCACUUCAAGCGCUUCCUCCGAGACCCCGACGCGCCCCCCAGCCAGCACCAGCGCCGCCGCGAGCUCUUCAAGGGCUUCGUCAACGCGGUCGCCGCAGUGCGCCAGGACCCCGACGGCACCAAGUACGUGGUGCUCAAGAGGAGGUACAGGGACCUUUUGGGGGAGGAGACGCUGCAGCGACCCCGCGACCCGCCCGCGGCCGCCGCCCCUGCCGGAGGAGCUGCGUCCAGCUCUCCGCGAGGCGCGUGCGGGGGACAGCAGCCGCCGCAGCCUCCCGGGGGGCGGCGGCGCGAGGAGGAGCCCGAGCAAGAGCCAGCAGGUGCCGCAGCCCCAGCCGCGCGCGCAGGUUGCAACGGACUCGCAGGCAGCCGCGCCCGGGAGGCGACCCCGGGAGGCGGCUCUGGCCACCGGGCAGCAGCGAGGUGCGCGGCCGCGGAGACGCGAGGCCGCUGCGGCUGGGAAGGCCUCCAAGACAGCCUGGAGGGACUGCCCGGGAAGCAGGGGCUCGGGGCAGCCCCGGACCCCGCCGCCCCCGGGGAGAAGCCGGCGCGUGCCCCGCCGGCGCAGGAUGACCUCGGGGCUGCCGCUGAGCACGCACCGGGGCCCGCAGCGCCCUGCUCGCCUCCCGCAACCGUCAAGGCUGUUGGCAGCGGGGCUUCCCCGCCUGCUCUCCUGGCCGGUCCCAUUGCCCCCGGAAGCCCACCGGAGCUGCUGCCCCUGGGCUCUCUGCCUCGCUCCACCCCGCAGCAGCAGCGGCGGCGCACUUGGGAAUGGGUGGCCAGGCAUCCCCAGGCGCCCAAGGCCCGUGACCAAGGCCCCAUCCGAGCCUGGUCAGUGCUACCGGACAACUUCCCCCAGCUACCCUCGGAGCUGGCCCUCUGGGUCGGGAAACCUCACUCGGAGCCUGCAGACCCCACGCUUUCCUCUCAUUCUGUCCUUCCUGUUGUUCCGGAAUCCUGUCCCGAGAACCCUCCUUUGACAGUCUUUCGUAGUAUUCGUUGUCAGCUGUCCCUCCAAGAUCUGGAUGACUUUGUGGACCAAGAGAGUCAUGGCAGUGAGGAGAGCAGCAGUGGGCCCAGGGAGUCUCCUGGGGGUUCUGAAGGGGGGCUGCAGGUUGCUCUGGGAACCCCAGAUUGGAGAAAGCUCAGGAAUCCAGCAGGAGGUCUUUCUCCAAAGGAGGGCAGCCCAGGCAGGAGUCCUCAGGGCCUCAGGAACAGAGGGGAUGGUCACACCUCUCAGCAGGUCUCAACAGAGGCUAACGGCCUUGCAGGCCACCCCCAGGAGUCUUUACCCUGGCCAGCUCCCAAGUUAAGGAGAUCCCUCAGGAGGAGCUCUCCGGCAGGGAUAGCCAAAUUAUCUUCUUCUGAUGAGGAGUAUCUUGAGCACGACUUGCUUAAAAGGACUCGUCGCCCACCACGAUCCAGGAAACCCUCCAAGGCAGGAGCAGUGUCCAGCCCAAGAGUGGAUGCUGUUUUGAUACCAAAGCCUGCAGACAUGAAGGCUGCUGUUGCUGAGCGGGAUUGGCCAUACACCUCCUGGGCCCGGGCUGGGGUGGAGUCUACAGCCUUGGUCCCACAAAGACCUGAGCACAAGUCAUCUGUGAUCCCCCUAGAUGCCAGGGAGCAUGAAUGGAUUGUGAAGCUUGCCAGUGGCUGUUGGAUUCAGGUGUUGACUUUGUUUUGGGAGGACCCCCAGCUGGCUCUGCACAAAGACUUCUUGACUGGGUACACUGCGUUGCACUGGAUAGCCAAACAUGGUGACCUCAGGGCCCUCCAGGACUUUGUCUCCAGUGCACAGGAAGCGGGGAUUGCUCUUGAUGUGAAUGUGAAGUCCAGUUGUGGAUAUACCCCUCUGCACCUUGCAGCCAUUCACGGCCACCAGGGGGUCAUCAAAUUGCUAGUGCAAAGGUUGGCUUCUCGGGUGAAUGUCCGAGACUGCAGUGGAAAGAAGCCAUGGCAGUAUCUGACCAGUAAUACCUCGGGGGAAAUAUGGCAGCUACUAGAAGCUCCUCGGGGCAGGCCCAUUUUCCCCGUCUAUCCUUUAGCCCGAAGCUCUUCCCCCACCAGGAAGGCCAGGAGCCGGGAAAUAUCUAGAAAUAUCACUCGCAAGACUUCCUUUGCUGCACUACUCAAAAAUCAGCACAGCAAGUGGAAAUUGGCCAACCAGUAUGAGAAAUUCCCCAAUCCAAGAGAAAGGGAAGAGUACAGUGACUGAAGUGGUCCUCUCUUUCCAAAUAUGCAGCCACCACACCCUCAUCCUUGAGAUGCUCAGUGUGAAAAUUCAAGGGCAAUAGAAAAAUUGCAGAGGUGUUGGUAAGGAAAAGAUUGAUCAUGUGAGAUGGCCUACCUUGUGUUCACCUGCCUGGAUUUUAUGUCAGCAUAUCCCGGACCUUAAGGAGUCAUCCAGGCUUUCUGGCAGCUCAAGUCUCUGGGCCAGUGAAACCUAGACAUAGAGCAGAGUCAGGUGUUUAAAAACCUAGGAGGUGUUCUUCCUCUUUCCUUGCCACCACAGAUCUGGGCACAGUGAGCCACAUUGUUUUCCGAAGCAGCUACCCCAGGCCUUGGCUAUAGAAGGAACAAAUAUCUAAGAGAAAGGGAGGCAAUUCAAGGGAUUAAUGAAGCACCAAAUCUCUCUGGCUAGUAGCUCUCUGGCUCCUAUUCAUUUGAAGGCUAAAUCUUGGCUGAGAGUGGAAAGCACCAGGUUUGAAAUCACAUGGCUCUUGUAUCCUCGUUUUUCUUGUUUCCUUUCCUCCUUCUUCCUUCCUUCCUUCCUUUUUUCUUUCUCCUCUUUCUUUCUUUCUUUUUUUUUUUUAAUAUUUCAUUCAUUUAUUCAUGAGAGACACAGAGACAGAGAGAGGCAGAGACGCAGGCAGAGAAGCAGUCCCUAUGCAGGGAGGCCAAUGCGGGACUGGAUCCUGGAACUCCAGGAUCACGCCCUGGGCUGAAGGCAGUGCUAAACCGCUGACCCACCCAGGCUGCCCGCUCUUUCUUUCUUUCUUUCUUUCUUUCUUUCUUUCUUU
Nyctereutes procyonoides (raccoon dog) is the source of this 3437-nucleotide messenger RNA. It is a transcript of the gene SOWAHB, whose product is annotated as sosondowah ankyrin repeat domain family member B. Gene Ontology annotation, molecular function: protein binding. NCBI's taxonomy places the organism in Eukaryota, Metazoa, Chordata, Mammalia, Carnivora, Canidae. Bases 335 to 2632 code for a protein of 765 amino acids. The transcript has a single exon. The record is from RefSeq and is a predicted model, not a curated record.